AUGAAAGCACCAGAAUCCGCUAUUGAUACGUGUUUGUACGGUUCCGUUGUGGGGAUGGAUAAGCUAUUGGCACUGCGUUCGCAUGACAAUCAGUCUUCAGACUCAAAUUCGAUGUUUAAGCACUUAAUUUGCGACGAGUGCGAGCAAAAAACGGCUCAAGUGACAUGCGACGACUGUGGUCUAGUGUAUUGCAGUCAAUGCGACGUCCACAGACAUCGUAAAGGAAAAUUGCUAUUACAUCAACGAGUGAGAAUCUUUACAUUACAAACUGAAAGGCCAGAAAUUGACACGACGCAAGAAGCUGAAACCUUCACUGUUACCUGGAAAAAUGACGACGUGUGCAAAUGGUUGAACGCUCACGAUUUAACCCUUUUUGUCGAAGAAGCACAAGUCCAGCAACUUACAGGAGUGACUUUGUUAUCUCCGAAGAGCUUGGAGAAGUUUCUUGAUGCAUCAGGAGUCAGUCGUAGCCAUAAAAAAAAGCUACAAAGAGAGGUGCAAAAGCUGACAAGUUCGAUACUGGAGCAGAAAGUAAUCUCGGCUACGACACCUUCGCCUCCAGUGAAAAAGAUGAGCACUUUACACCAAAGUGGUGGCUUUAAUCUGCAUGUUGAUGUUGAUUCUGGGGGAGCAAAGUCUUUUCCUCGACGUGGAGCGAGGUUGAAGCCGUUGGGAUUGAGUCAGUUGACAAUUGAAGUGAGCGAUGGCGACCGGGAGAUUAAAUCAGCCCCAAAACGAAGCCGACAAAACGUGGAAUCACUUGGAUUGGAUAUUGCUUUAGUCAAAAAGGAAGAAAAGACAAUGGCGGCAUCAUUUGAUUUCUCGGCAACUGGUCGACUUCAGACGCAAGGCUUUGAAAUUGACACACGGGGAAUUACGAAUGCUCCAUUUUUAACUUCACCGCAGCAUCCAGUCAGGGAGAGACACCAUUCGUCUGCAAAAGAUUUGAUAGGUACCAAGGAUUAUCUGGUGCUAUUGGAAGAAUUAGGGCAUGGAGCUGGUGGAAAGGUCUACAAAGCGUUGUAUAUGCCAACAUUUCGACUUGUCGCAGUGAAGGUUAUCCGCGUUUACGACCAGCAAAAGCGACAUCAAAUGGUGCGUGAACUUAAGUCAUUGUACGUUAAUUUCGUUCCAUUAGCCACAGCCACGUUUUCGUCAACUUCUGUGGAAACAAAACAAGCUGCAUGCGAAGAACUGGUGGUGUUUUACGAUGCGUACACAAAUCCUGAAACUGGUUCAGUAUCAAUUGUUCUUGAGUAUAUGGAUGGUGGAUCAUUAGAAGACUAUUUGCAGUCUAUCAAUGAAGAAGUGCAAGGUAAAAGUGAUGGUUUAAGUGAGAGAGAGAUUGCGAAUGUAGCAGCGCGUGGCUUAAAAGGACUAGCCUUUUUACACGAACAUCAUCAGUUACACCGUGACAUCAAGCUAAGCAACAUGCUGAUCAAUCAUAAAGGACAAGUUAAGAUUUCAGACUUCGGUAUCUCUCGUGACCUUGAGAGCACUUUGGCGAAAGCAACAACAUUCACGGGCACGUUAUUAUACAUGGCACCGGAGCGUAUCAGUGGGGGAAUGUAUUCGUAUCCAUCUGAUGUUUGGUCCUUUGGCCUCGCAAUAAUGGCAUGUGCCGUCGGUAAACUCCCAGUAACCACUAAAGAUGGUUACUGGGGUGUCGUUCAUGCUGUUCAAGAACAGCCAUCACCGCGACUUCAGGACUUUGGUGACCAAUUUUCUUCAGAAUUGUGUGACUUUUUGGACCAGUGUUUGCAAAAAAAUCCAAUGCUGCGACCUCCUGCUUCCCAUCUACUUCAACAUCCUUUCAUAUUAAAAAAUUAUACACCAACGAAGCAAGCAAACAUUCAAGUGAGUCGAGAGCUGCAUCCACCAUCGUCAAAAGCAAACGAGUGUAGUCGCAAUCAAGUGCGACUUAUUGCUGAGAAAGUCAAAAGUUGGUGUCGUGACCACAGUGACGCCUUACGUAAAGCUGCAUCUAUCCAUGACGCAAUCGAAACACAAAAUACGUCUUGUCUUAGCAGAAUUGAAGCAUUAGCUAGCCAAUUGCGUUUAUCAGUGGAUGAUGUGGCGCCUCACUUUGAAUUUCUGGCUGAGUUCGAAUGA
This is a messenger RNA of Plasmopara halstedii, 2112 nucleotides long. RefSeq names its product serine threonine protein kinase. NCBI's taxonomy places the organism in Eukaryota, Oomycota, Peronosporomycetes, Peronosporales, Peronosporaceae. Bases 1 to 2112 code for a protein of 703 amino acids. The transcript has 4 exons. Gene Ontology annotation, molecular function: zinc ion binding; protein binding; ATP binding. The record is from RefSeq and is a predicted model, not a curated record. Gene Ontology annotation, biological process: protein phosphorylation.